GAAUGUUUGAAUCUAAUGUAGAUAAUUCAUGUAAGUUUUGCGAUAAAACUUGUUUGACUUGUAGUUUAUCUAACACUCAUUGUUUAUCAUGUUCAACUGUUAAUUAUAGAACAUUACAACCAGGAAAUAUAUGUGAAUGUUUAUAAGGAUAUUUUUGAAGAUUCAAUAACAAAGAAUUGUGAAUUAUGUGAAAAAUCAUGUUUAACUUGUUCUUUAUUUUCUAAUAAUUGCUUAACAUGUGAUUUCAUUCUUCAUUUAUCUUUAUUAUUUAAUUAAUGUUAAUGUUAACAAUCAUAUUACUUUAAUUCUUUGAAUAAAUAAUGUGAAUGUAAUUAUAUAUUUAUUUAUAUCUAGAAUGCAAUAUUACUUGUCUAGAAUGUCCUAAUUAUAAUUAAUGUACUUUAUGUCGAUAGACAACCAGACACUUAGAAUAGGAUCAAAAGAAAUGUUUGUGUAAUGAUGGGUUUUAUGAGACCAACUAUAUUCAAUUAUUUUUUACUAUUUUAGAAUGCCAUUUUUCAUGUGAGACAAGUGAAAAUACUAAUAGUUAUUGUUUAAGUUGCUUAGAUGUUUAUUAAAGAAUAUUAAUAAAUAAUAAAAGUUUAUGUUUAGAUGGUUAUUACGAUGCUGGAACCGAAUUAUGUUAGAAAUGUGUUAAUAUUUGUAAAACCAGUUAAUCUUCUGCCUCAACUUGCUUACCUUGCUUUAAUAUUGAAUAAUUAAGAAUACUAUAAGGAGAUAAAUGUAUAUGCUAACCUGGUUAUUAUGAUUAAAAUACUAAUAUUUGA
Molecule: messenger RNA, 788 nt
Organism: Paramecium sonneborni
Lineage: Eukaryota; Ciliophora; Oligohymenophorea; Peniculida; Parameciidae
Source: the annotation of a GenBank genome assembly